Messenger RNA from Effrenium voratum, 3278 nucleotides. NCBI's taxonomy places the organism in Eukaryota, Dinophyceae, Suessiales, Symbiodiniaceae. The record is from the annotation of a GenBank genome assembly.
CUCUGUUUUUGCACGGGUUUUGCGCACAAAACAAUGACAGAUUCUUGCUGUUGUUUCUCACGGUUUUACGUUGUCGGGUGUGAGCACUUGCCGCAGCCUUUUGGGGACACUUUUGGGUCCGGGGCGGUGGGGGGGGAACCGCUCGCGGGUGCAAGGCGUGGUUUCGACCCCACGUACAGUGCGCCGGCCAUGUGGAGUUGGAGAACGGCGUCCCGCAACAGGCUUUGUUUGACCCGCUUGUUGAACCGCGGGAUCUACAUUGUGAUCCGUGAGGGCUCUUGCUCAACUCACCGUCUGUCAGGUGCCGGAUCCACUGCGACGUGCAGAUCUUCUCGCGGUGGAUCCACAAUUCGUUCCACAGGACUCCUGUGCAGGCCGGGCGAGUAGAAGACGGUGACUGCGAGCCGGCCAAGUCUGACUGGGAAGACUUGCAGGCCGCCGUCUUGGCCGGUGACACAAAGGCCCUGCAGGUGGCCGACGCAGUGAUGGCGCAGGCCAAGAGCCGCACUGACGCCGAGCGCAUGGAGGCGUUGGGACGCCUCCUGCAGGAGGAGUGCGUGGAGGAUGUGGGUCAGCCAGUCUGACGGAUGGACGCUGCGAAGCCUUGCAAGGCUUGGCCCGACCGACCUUCAGGCCGCGAGUGAAAAGGAGGAGGAGCAUCCAAACCCGUGCGUUGGUGUUGCCAAAGAAGCCAGUCAAUCUUGUGUUUGCUCUGGAAACUUGGCUCGAGGGUACUCAUCAACACUGACACAACAACAGCUCGCAAUGGUUGCCCGAUGGUCUAGUGCCAGUGCUUGAGGAAUUGCAGGCCGCUCAAGCGCUUUUCGAAUAGCCAUGGCGAUGAUGCGGACCAGGUAUGUGCCUCUGCCUUCUCGGGGUCGCAUUGGCGCUGCUCGUGCAGCCGAGCACGGACUUUGCUCGAGGAGUUCCUGGGCUGAAGGAGCAAAACGGCGCCCGUUGCAUGCCGGAGUCGCUCGGCGCGCCGGGGCUGCGCAAGAGGACAACAGUGGCCAGGACCGGCGCGAUCUCGAGGAGGCGAUUGCAGAAGCCGAACGGGUGCUGCAGGACAACGACACGGUGGAAAAGAUAAAAGCUGUCUUGCGAAAAGCGCAGAAGAUAAACCCAGGGAAGUGGACCCUUUCAGGGAAGAAAGACGAGUUGAAGCAAAAACUGCGCGAGUUCGUGGAAGAGGCCAAAGCAACCCUGAAGGGCUUGAAAGAGGACGAUUCUCGCAGGGCGCAGGUGACAAGCUGGCACCCUGGGCGUGGCGGAGUUGCUUCGCGCGCCAGCCCGCAGCAGGACGACAGUGGUGCGGAGGCCGGGGGCUCGCAUGCGCCAGGCUUGCUUGUUGGUGAGUGCUGGCAGGACUGGCUCGCCAAGAGCUGCGAGGAGGUGGAGGGCUUCAAGAAGGCCCAGGUGCCCAGUUGGGCAGAGGCUGUGCUGAUUGACGGCGGGCUGGAAGCAGACGAUGAGUUCAUCCAGCGGACGGUGACCGCACUGCGGCAGCAAGGCGUCACCGGCAAGUCCCUGCUGGAGCUGACACUGGAGAAGCUGAUGGCAGCUCCGUACAACAUCCCUGGCGGACCUGCAGAGCUGCUGACAAAGAAGAUCCAGUUGCUGAAGGAGCCCCAGGUCACUGAGCAGGUCGUCACUGCCAAGGACUUCAAUAUCGCUGCUUGCUUGCGACCUUCAGAUGGUGACCGACCCAAAAGGUUCCUAGAGCUGGACUCUUGCGUUGAUGACUGCAUGCAGGCAGUCCAGGACAAUCUGCCACUGGUCACAAAGAGUACGAAGCCGCGAGUGCCUCCUGCCAUGCUCUCCCGCUUCAUGCGCGGCGGCAAGACAACAAUGCUUUGCAAGGUCUUUGACAGGCUGAAGAAGGAGGAGAAACUCCCCAUUUUCAUCAGCUUCAACGGGGAUUCGCUCGUCUCCAAGCUCGAUGGCGAAAAGGUACUGGACACUAUGCUGAGGGCCAUUGCUGUGAGUCUAAUGAAGAACAAGCCCGCAGACAAGAAAGAUGCAGAGCGGGUGCGCUGCAGCGAGAAAGCCUUGAAGGCAUAUCUGGCGGACAAGCAGGACGUCGUCCUCGUCGUGGAUGAGCUGAACGUCUUGCUCAAAGCCAAUCCAACCGAUGGCCACCAAGAUGUGGGGAGAUUCCUGCGAGAGAUGUUCCUUGACCCUGCAGGACGACACCUCGUGUUCAGCACCCACAUCCCCACCAGCGCUGGCCUCGAUCAAGUCUUGGGCAAGGGCGCAGGAAGCUCUCGUACGGUGAUCCCCAUAAAAAUGCCCAGGUGCGCUGAGGUGCAGAGGCUGAGAGGCAUGCACCCGAACUGCGCGGCCUUGACGCCGUUGGAGGCCGUCUAUUUCGGCUACAUCCCGUCCCUGAUCUACUCGGUCAAGACGGGGGGCUUCGACCUUGAAGGGCGGAUCCGGGAUAUCCUACCUGCUGCAAAGUCGGACUUCCUAGCAGAGUCUUUCCUGUCAGAGUUCUUCACUGGCGAGCGGGGUCCAGACCACGAUCCAGUGCGAGCCUUCGAUGCCCUCACUGAAUCGCAGAUCCGGUGGAUUCUUGCCUAUGUGGGACAGAUGUGCUGCCACCUGGGUUGGAAACAGGUUGGUGCAUGGAUCGAGGAGCUCCCGAGCUGGUCGGGAAAGGUUGAGAGCGGCCAAGACUGGGAGACCGUGUUGCUGGUCGCUCUGUGCCUUCGAUGCUAUGAGGCCAAGUACAGCGAGCCCCACGAGCUGCUGAGACUGGCAAAAGGGGCUCUACGGCCCGCCGCGGUGUAUGUGGAGAAGGUGCCGCAGGAAAAUUCUACCAACCCAGAAGUCAUACUGGCCUGGUGGAAGGGGCAGCCGAUCGACACAUACCCUACAUAGCGGUGCUGUCGCCCACUUUUUCCAAAACGGAAAUCGUGGACGCCAUGUGGGUGUAUCAAAAGGAUGCAACGGCCAGUUGCCUGGUGAGGGGCAUGCAAGCCAAACUAGGCAGCGCCUACCCGACGCAUCAUAUGCCCCUUGGCAUGCUGGGGUUGCUGUUCCGAGGCAAGGCGCCGGAGACCUCCGGUAACUUGGAAAGGCAGCGGUGGAAGUAUCUAACUGCGAGCGAGAUUCAGAGUUUUCUGGGCAAAUCUUUGACGGCUGCUUGUCCCGCUCACUGGCCCAACGUGACACGAUGAGCCCUGACAGCGUUGUGUCUUCCUUGUCUCAGGGCUUUUUGGUACAGCGUAUUCAGUUUCGUGGCAAAGCAGAUUGAAGCCAGAGAUGUAAUCACAGAC